CAGCCAAGCACCCUUUCUCCUAGGCGCCGAUCAUUCAAUAGCUUCGGCUGCCUCCGAGUCGUCAAUCCUCCUCUGCUCCCGUCCCGCGCUGUCGCCAUUGCCGCUUUGGGGGCGCUUGGCGCGUUGAGGUUGCUGCGCGCUACCGAUUGCUAGCAGCGCGAGCAGCGCCGAGAGAAGAGAAGAGAAGAGAGGAGAAGAGAGGAGAAGAGAGGGAUGGACGCCGUGCAGGACGCGGUGGCUGCGCCCGCAGAGCCGCUGCUCGCGUCCUCGCUCGUCGACGCGGCGGCGCUGGGCGACGUCUUUGAUAGCCUGGGUUUCUCUGCCGUGUCUGCUACGGCUCGUACUCGUGUUCUGAGAACCGGUACGAGCAGUCUGGACCUCGCGCUUGGUGCUACGCUGCAGAGUGGCAGAGUCGUCGCGCUCAGCAGCGAGAUAAGCAGCCAGCGCGACGCCCUAGCGCAGUCGCUGAUUGCUGAUUGUCUUGUUACUGGACCGGAUAGGGGGGUUGCGAUUAUUGAUACGAUGGGGAACUUUGAUGUGGUCGGGUUGUACACGCGGAUGCUAAGGCGUUUGGAAGACGAGCCAAGGAGGGUAGCGGAGAUGGGGGAAGAGGUGGAGGGAGAGAGUGAGGCGCAGAGGAGGGAGAGGGUCGCGGCCGCGGCGCUGGAUCGUGUGAAGAUAAUGCGGGUGUUUGACUUUGUGGGCGUGAGAGAGGCGGUGAGCGAGCUGAGGGACGGACUCGAGGGGCGGGCGGAGAAGGGGGAUAAAGGCAUCACAUCAGUGGACAAAGCUGUGCCGGACGAGAAGCCCCCGCCGCAGAAAAGAACAGAGAUCGCAGACAGCGAAGACGAAGAUGACGACCUCGACACGUCCGGCGACGAAAUGCUCUUCGACACGGCACCGCCUCCAAAACCCGCACCCGAAAUCGCAGCCAUACCCCCGGCCCAAACCAACCCCCCUCCGCGCCUCAACCUCAUCCUCAUCGACAACCUCGCCCACGUCCUCACCCCCCUCCUCAAAAAAGACUCCGUCUCCGCCACCACCCUCGCCACCACCUUCCUCCCCACCCUCUCACACCUGACACGCACCCACGCCCUGCACACGCUCCUCCUCAACCCCUGCACAACCCCCCGCGCCCCAUCACCACCACGACAGGUCGCCCAGUCAGCCCAGCAACAGCAGCAGCACGCCCCUACGCAGACCUACGCGCCCCAGCCCCCACCGCCGCCGUCGGUAUUUUCGUCCAGCACUGCAGUGCCGGUGUUGCUAGGCUUGCUGGCGCGCUAUGCGGACGCGCAUGUCCUGGUGACGAGGGUGCCGAGGGGGAAGAUGGAUGCAAGGGUGUUUUAUGCGGAAGAUGGGGGCCGGGAACGGGGGAAGAAGAGGGGGGUUAGGAUGGUGGAUGUGCUUGAGGUUGUUGCGGAUCGGUGGGGGGAGAGAGUGGGUGCUUGGGGGGUGUUUGAGGCGGAGGGGGGGAGUUGAGAGUGUGUGAUUA
Molecule: messenger RNA, 1495 nt
Organism: Boeremia exigua
Lineage: Eukaryota; Fungi; Ascomycota; Dothideomycetes; Pleosporales; Didymellaceae
Exons: 1
Coding region: 214-1482 (422 amino acids)
Biological process (GO): DNA strand invasion; reciprocal meiotic recombination; telomere maintenance
Cellular component (GO): replication fork; centrosome; Rad51B-Rad51C-Rad51D-XRCC2 complex
Molecular function (GO): four-way junction DNA binding; single-stranded DNA binding; ATP-dependent activity, acting on DNA
Source: RefSeq, a predicted model, not a curated record